UAUUUACAUGGGUUAUGUAAAUGAUAUGGCAUCACUGUAAACUUCUGCUUUGAAUCGAACACCAUCGUCAGGAAAUUUCCCACGAGAGCAGUCGGUUGUGCUUACGUGUAGCCAGUUGAAGGCCAUCUUUAUAUUAAAAUUGUGAAAGAGCACGUAGCUGAUUGUUUUUCCGCAACUGAAGAAAUUUAGAAGAAGAAAAAAACAAAUUAACGUUUGCUGCUAAUGUCGCAUGUUAUGCCUCAAAAUGGCGUUAAUGCAGCUCUCUCAGUGCCUAUUGAAAAGAACCGCCAACACCCCAAAUCCUCCGUGGACACUGUGGACAGCCCUCCAGCAGACGUCACACCUUCCAGCUCCACUGCCCCUUGUGCCUCACCACCACACCAGCCUGCCACUAAUAUCUGUCAAUCAUUAAACUUGAAGAGUGAGGCUGAACGUCUGAAAACGUAUGAGAAAUGGUCGAUCGUGUUCAUGGACCCACAUGCUCUGUCAGCUGCUGGCUUCUACUACACGAACCAAGGUGAUGUGGUGCAGUGUGUCUUUUGUGGAGUUCAGGUGGGACAGUGGGAGGAAGGAGAUGCACCCUUCACGGAUCAUCAGCGCUGGGCCCCAUCCUGUGGGUUUGUUAGAGGGAUGCCAGUUGGAAACAUUCCCAUCAAUUCUGACGGCCACCCUGAGACACAAGAGAGUCGCAGCUAUGAUGUCUGCGGACCGUUCCUAGAGUUUAGGCCGAAUUCUGGCCCGGAGCGAGCUGUCAGCCGUGGGCUGUAUCACAACCUUUUGACACCAGAGGAGUUGCAGAAGUAUGGCAUCAACCAGAGCCACGGGCCAAUGCACCCGUCUUACAACACGUAUGAUUCACGUGUGCGGUCGUAUGAGAACUGGCCGCGCUCCCUCAAACAGAAGCCAGACAAACUGAGUGAAGCAGGGUUCUAUUACACGGGUAACGGAGACCAAACGGUGUGUUUCCACUGCGGUGGAGGACUCAAAGACUGGGGGGAGACGGAUGACCCAUGGGUUGAACAUGCAGCGUGGUUUCCCAAGUGCGUGUACGUUGUGCUGAACAAGGGGCGGGAAUCCAUUCGAGAAUGUCAUCGGCCAAAGGAAUCCGAUGUUCGAGUCCAGGAUCUGAAGAACCUGCUGGGAGACUUGCAGAAGACAGAGGCAUCAUCAUCAUCAUCAUCAUCAUCAAGUAAGGAGCCCAGCCUGAAGGCAUCCACUGUGCAAGCAAACGGUUCACAUGGAAAGGUAAUUGACGAUGCACGAGUCUGCCAGAUUUGCUACGUGGAAGAACGGGGAGUCUUAUUCUUACCUUGUGGUCACCUUGUGGCAUGUGUGAAAUGUGCACCAUCGCUCUCGACGUGCGCUGUGUGCAGGCAACCAUUCACUGGCACCGUAAGAGCAUUCCUGUCGUGAGCACCACGCUGCAAAAAUCCAUUCAGCAGUGGUGCGAUCGGAAAGUUUCCAGACUGCGCGUAUAAAAACCCGUACACUUAUCUCAGGUAUUAAAUUCAUCCAUCACCCUCGAAGUAGUUCCCCUGGGAGUGAACACGAUCCCAGCCCCGCUGCCA
Zootermopsis nevadensis is the source of this 1568-nucleotide messenger RNA. Lineage: Eukaryota; Metazoa; Arthropoda; Insecta; Blattodea; Termopsidae. The record is from RefSeq and is a predicted model, not a curated record.